Anas platyrhynchos (mallard) is the source of this 6307-nucleotide messenger RNA. RefSeq names its product grainyhead like transcription factor 2 (gene GRHL2). The record is from RefSeq and is a predicted model, not a curated record. Gene Ontology annotation, molecular function: RNA polymerase II cis-regulatory region sequence-specific DNA binding; DNA-binding transcription activator activity, RNA polymerase II-specific. Gene Ontology annotation, biological process: neural tube development; regulation of transcription by RNA polymerase II; brain development. NCBI's taxonomy places the organism in Eukaryota, Metazoa, Chordata, Aves, Anseriformes, Anatidae. Gene Ontology annotation, cellular component: nucleus.
GCUAGGUUAAGGAAGGGGAGGGGGGGGGGGGAGCUAAAAGUAAGCUGUUAAAAAAAAAAAAAAAAAAGAAAGCAGAAUUACCUGUAGCUCUGGUUCUGCCGUCCCGCUGCUUCUCACACCGCCGCACACGCCUUUACCUGCACAGACCUGAAAGUCCAGUUCCACCGGGGGAGACCGAGGAAAAAAGGGGGAGCGAGUUCAUUGGAUCAAACAUGUCACAAGAGACGGACAAUAACAAGCGACUUGUGGCCUUAGUGCCAAAUGACACUUCAUUCAACACCAGACGAGCGUACACCAGUGAGGAUGAAGCCUGGAAGUCAUAUUUGGAGAACCCCCUAACAGCAGCUACCAAGGCUAUGAUGAGCAUAAAUGGUGAUGAGGACAGUGCUGCUGCUCUUGGCCUGUUGUAUGACUAUUAUAAAGUUCCCAGAGAUAAAAGGCUGUUGUCUGUUAACAAAGUGAAUGAUAAUCAAGAAGACCAAGAUAAAAGAAAUUGUCUCAAUACCACGGAAGCUCAGAGCAAUUUGAGCGGGGGAGAGAACCGCGUGCAAGUCCUGAAGACGGUGCCCGUUAACCUGUCCUUGAACCAAGAUCCGCUGGAGUCAUCCAAAAGGGAAUACAACACAAACGUGUCUGGCAGCUCGACGCCAAUCACGGGGACUGGAGUGACUGUGGUAAAAGCAGAGGAGUUCACCCCUGUUUUUAUGACCCCACAAGCACACUAUGCAAGAGGAGAAAAUGAGGAGCACCGAGGGGUUAUCUUCGAGCCAUACGAAGUGUCCAACAUUGCUCCCCACACAAAUUAUCUCAAAGAUGACCAGCGCAGUACUCCUGACAGUACCUACAGUGACACCUUCAAAGACGGAGGAACAGAAAAGUAUCGCAGUGUGUCAGUGGGGGCUGAGGAAUAUAUUUACGAACAAACAAGCACUUUUCAGUACACGCUAGAAGCUACCAAAUCCCUGCGCCAAAAGCAAGGGGAGGGGCCCAUGACCUAUUUAAACAAAGGACAGUUCUACGCCAUUACCCUGAGCGAGACGGGUGACAACAAAUGCUUCCGGCAUCCCAUCAGCAAAGUCAGGAGCGUGGUCAUGGUUGUUUUUAGUGAGGAUAAAAACAGAGACGAGCAGCUGAAAUACUGGAAAUACUGGCACUCCCGGCAACACACGGCAAAGCAGAGGGUCCUUGACAUUGCUGAUUACAAGGAGAGUUUUAACACCAUUGGGAACAUCGAAGAAAUCGCGUUCAAUGCUGUGUCCUUUACUUGGGAUGUCAAUGAGGAGGCGAAGAUUUUCAUCACCGUGAAUUGCUUGAGCACGGACUUCUCCUCGCAAAAAGGAGUGAAGGGGCUUCCUUUGAUGAUCCAGAUAGAUACGUACAGCUACAACAACCGCAGCAAUAAACCCAUCCACCGAGCCUACUGCCAGAUCAAGGUUUUUUGUGAUAAGGGAGCAGAAAGGAAAAUCCGAGAUGAAGAGAGGAAGCAGAACAGGAAGAAAGGCAAAGGCCAGGCCUCCCAAAGCUCAUGUAAUAACUCAGCUGAAGGGAAGCUGAGUGCAGUCCCUCUGCAAAAGAAGAGUGAUAUCACCUUCUUCAAAACAAUGACUGACCUGGAUUCCCAGCCAGUUCUCUUCAUACCAGAUGUUCAUUUCGGAAACCUACAAAGAACUGGACAGGUUUACUAUAAUACAGAUGAUGAGAGAGAAGGUGGCAGUGUCCUGGUCAAGAGGAUGUUCCGGCCUGUGGAGGAGGAGUUUGGUCCAUCCCCUCUGAAACAAAUGAAAGAAGAAGGCCUGAAAAGAGUGCUUUUGUAUGUGAGGAAGGAGACGGAUGAGGUGUUUGAUGCUUUGAUGCUGAAAUCACCCACAGUAAAGGGGCUAAUGGAAGCGAUCUCUGAGAAAUACGGGCUGCCAGUCGAAAAGAUUGCAAAACUUUAUAAGAAGAGCAAAAAGGGUAUCCUGGUAAACAUGGAUGACAACAUUAUUGAGCACUACUCCAAUGAGGACACGUUCAUCCUGCACAUGGAGAGCAUGCUUGAAGGCUUCAAGAUCACGCUGACUGAGAUCUAGCCUCAGGCAGAGCCCUUUUGUAAGGAACCACAGCAUUUCAUUCUCCUUGGAAAGCAGAAGAUUCCCCAGGAACUUGACAGACAUUGAUCAGAGAAACUGUUACAAGACUGGUUUGCAAACAUUGUCCAUUCUGCACACCCACUGCAUGUAGGCUUGGGUUUGUCAAGCACAAGGCCACUCGUUAACCUGGUCCCUUAUUUAUUGUUCCCCAUUCUCCAGUGUACGAGCAGUUACCAGCCCCCAGAUCUGUUACCAGGUGACCCACUGCAAAUGUGAAAUGCAGCAUCUUCAUCCACGCUUUAAUGUGGAUAAACUCAUUCCAAAACACAUUAAGGAACCGUGCUGGUCCAGUUUCAGAAAACUGGGAUAAAUCUCUUUAACAGAGUUCACUCCACCAUUGCUAAAAUAAAAAGGGUUAAGUGCUAAAGAUGGGGAAAGUGGCUGACAAGAGUUCACUUGCUCAGACUGAUCCGUAUCUCUCUCUAGUGUAUAGUCUUGCCAAAUACCUCUGGUAGUUCUCAGCACGUAGCAAUGAGGACUUGUAAGUAAGGCAUUCAGCUACAAAUGUCACUUGUAAGUAAAUGGUAAAGAAACCAUUUUAACCUUGUAUAUAAUGUUUAUAAUAUGCAAUAAUAUAUUUUAACUACCGUAUGUGGGCACGUUUACUGCCACUAUGUUUUUGUAUGUAUUGGGCUUAGGGUUUAACAGAAUCUUUCCUAGAAGAUUAGAUGUCUGCGAUCUGUUAAGGAGUGUGUGCUGAGAAGUUGAUGGCUAUGUCUGCAUUCAAGCACUCCACCCUUGCCCACCCAGUUUGAUACUGAAAUGUUGGAGCAAACGGCGCUGCAGUGUUUGGAGUGCUCUGGCACAGCGGGGCCCACCUCAGGUGCCCAGGUCCUGGUUGUAGGUAACUGAGGGCCCCAUCCAGCUGUCACGAAAUCCUAGAGGUACCCGUCUGUCCGCUGCCUGGCGUGCCUGGAGGUGCAGGAGGGACUUCUGCUGGUGGAGUGGGGGCUCUCAAAAUGGGCCCAUCUCAAACCUGUGGAGGGAAAGGUGCUUUCCCCAGCAGCCUGCUCCUUAAAGCAUUCCUCUAGACUGUAAGAAACAGGACUCCAAACUCUUCUUAAGGGAACUCGCUCUUGUAUCUCCAUUGAAUAAUUAAAUUUUGAUUCCUAGGACAGCUGGAUGAGGUAGAAACCUGGGCUUUUUAUGGAAACUGGAACAAUUUUGCCGGUGGAGACCAAGAGUGGCCACAGCUGAGGUGUGGAGAUAGAUUUCUCUCACAAAGGCUGGAUCUGAGCCCAGGCUGAGCUACAAGGUCAUGCCAUCGAAUUCCACCUCUGUCUCAGGAAUUGUGUGAGAGAGAAAGGCUGCAGGCUGAUCACAUCAGAAAAGGGAUCCAAGGCCUGAAUGUCCCCAGUGCAUCCAAACCUGGCACCUGUCUCCCUCCUUUCCAGCUCCUUUGACUGUCUCAGAGCUCCUCACACAGCACACGGUCCUGGGGGUUUCAGUGGCGAGCAGUUCUAUCCCCAUGCACUGUACGAGGAUCCCAUGAGACAGACAGAAACGUGGGGCCUCUCCUAUAUGUAGUCUUUGUUUCCUUACUUUUUUCCUUCUAAAAUCUGUUUUUCAUUUAGGCACAGUAUUUUUGUUUUUCAUUAGCUGGUUAAUGAUGUAAAGAAACACCGCCUGGUUUAACAGAGCUCAUUCUCUAGUGUUUGAGUUGUGUGGAGCUAUUUACAGAUGUAAAUAUGCAAAGGACUUGGAAUAGUUGACCAGUCUCAUUUGGUCACAUUUUUUGCAUGAAUUGUCCUGCAAGCUCUUGCAUGGUUUCUUAACUUCAUUAGCAAUAACAUCUCAUUGAAAUCUGUUCUUCAAAUAGAAAUGCCAGGCACCUCUAAAAGGUUCUGUGGGACCAGAACCUGUGGAGGCUCCAGGCUGUUCGUGUCAGAGCUAGCAUAACCACACUCCAGGUAUAUCUGCAAAACAAAGUCUUUGUUCCCUGUGUCUGUCUUCCUCUCACCUUCUCUGUUCAUUUGCUUUGUGCUUUUCUUCCUUAUCGUGCUGAGCUGUGCACUAAUUCCACUGUAUUUUUCCAAAUACACGCUCAGCAAAGAUGCUCUCGCUACCUCGCCCAAAAGCAGACAUCCUGGGAAUACAAGGGAUUUAGGGAGAUUUGAUUUGUUUCUGCUUGCCUCAGGCUCAGAUAAAAAGUCUACGCUGACAGCCCAGAUAGCUUUCUUCCCAAAGCAAAAUAGGGCAGUUUUAGCACGUGUGUAGGUAUGUAGGUAUCUGAGCCCUGGCUCUGCCCCUAACAAAGCUGCCAUCCAAAAAGUCUCACUUACAGGCAAUCUGGGCUGGGUUGUGGUGUGCUGCGUUACGAGAGCUUGGGGUUCACAGAGCAGGGCAGGGCUGUCCUGGCAGCACCAGCACGCAGGUUAAUAUUUCGCUCUUGUCUUACACAGGGGUGGAUCUUUCUUUUGUAAGCUGAGCUAGGACCUGCUGGGUGCUGCAGCAUCUUGCACUGAGGAACAGUGAAGGAUCAGCAAGAGCUGCAAUGCUCCAGCAAAUACUGGGGCUUAAGGAGCUGAGCUGCCUUUCCAAUGCCAUUUUAGGAGCUUUAGGUCAGGCACUGUCCAGGGAAGGAAAGUUGUUUCCAAGAUUAACUGAAAGCUUUUCUAAAUAUAUCUGGAAGUGUACAAAUUGCUGGUCAGUAGCAAGAGAGCUGAUCCUCCUGCCUUUAUUUUCAUCUCACAGUCUCGGUGAAGGUAGCAGUGCUGAGGAAGUUGAGUAAGACUCACCCUGAUAGUAAGAGUAUUUUAAAUCAACCACUAGAUGCAUCACGAGCACCAAAGACAUUACAAAGAGCACAUCACCCAGCACCCAGUUGGCUGUAGCUACAGCAUCAGCUGCUGGAGGAGCACUGAACCCUGGGUACUGGUCACGGCAAGCUACAAGCUCUCGGGGCUCACCACCUCUGAGGACUUGUUGGUCAAAGUCAGGCUGCUGAGGCGAUGGGGAAGGGCCAGUAUUAGUAACGCAAGCUUCUGAAGCAGGGCCCUGCUUUGUGUCCUGCUUGAUUCAAAGGUCACGAGGAGUACGAAGUUCUUAUAUAUGUGUUGUUUAAAUGUACAUGUUGCUUUUGUUUCAUGACAAAGAUUGAUUAGCACUGUAUCUUCUAAAUAUUAUGAGUUAAAUGGAAGCAAGAUUUGGCUGUGGUUCAGCAGGGGACAGAAGGAUCUGUGUCCUCCUUUUGUCUCUUUGUGGCACUGCAAUGUUUUUUUUUUUUUUCAAAGGAACAAAACUCUCACUUCCUUUCCUUCUUCAAGACAGCAGUCUUGAACCUUAGCUAGUGUAACCUCAAGGGUGGCUUGCUGCUCAGCUCAUUUUCCAUAUGAAGAGUGAGAGCCGCGUUGUGUCUGCACAUGUGUUAGUUUUGAAAGACGCUGACGGAGAGAUGCAAAAGGCAGAGCAGGCUUCUAAGCUUUAACUUCUGUUCCUACCACAGAUUCGGCACUAUGACUGUCCAUUUGAUGGUUUAUUAUGCAAACCCAAACCUCAGCCUUAAGUUGCCUUCUACACAGUCAGGUGCUUAUAUCCCCACAAUAAAGCGCAUCCUUUCAGCGAAGCUUUGUUGGUGUGUGGGGAUAUCCUCAUCAAGAUAUUCUGGAGGAUUUUUAUCACUGAACAUUAAGAAAGAAAGAAAAGAAAAUAGCUUCUCUCUUUAUCUCUCUCUCUCUCUUUUUUAUUUGUUCUCUCUGAGUGUCUUCUCUCAUGAAGUCUUUGGUCAAUGAAUUCAGAGAUCAAGUGUCUUUCUUGUCUAUUUUCCUCUUUCAGUCUACGGAUGGUUUAAAUGUAAAUGAAUUCAACAAUUAGUAAACACUGAACUCUCCAGCUGUCAGAGUUGCUGCAUAUUGAUCGAUGCGGGACUGGAAAGGAGUGUUUUAUGGCUUUCAAAUGUAAAGCUUACAAAAUGUUUUAUAUGCUCUUCCAUUUCCUAUGAAUUGAGACAAGAUACAAACAAGAGUGUUUGUGCCAAAGGUUGUGACAAGCCCUCUCUGGCAAAAAAAAAUAUGAAACUUUAUGUAUAAAUAGUGUGCUUUUAUAUUAAGAAAAUAGCUCAUGUAACUUAAUAGUGUUGCAACUGGGAGAGGGGUUUGAUAAACUGUAAAUACAGUUAUUUUAUUUUUUGUACAUUUUUAAGAAGGACAAAAAUAAAUAUUCCUAUGUAUGAGAUAAUA